CGCCCGCGAUCCACCUUCCAAUAAAAAAUAGUCACGAACAAGAUCACAACACGAUCGCGACAAUGAGCGAGUCGAAUACAAAGCCGUCACUGCUCCCCCAACCGGGCAAGCAAAAUAUUCUAAUCACGAGCGCCUUGCCUUAUGCGAACAACGUUCCACAUCUUGGCAAUAUCAUCGGUAGUGUCCUGUCCGCAGAUGUAUUUGCUCGUUUCUCUAGAGCACGCGGCUUCCCGACAUUGUACAUUUGCGGCACAGACGAAUAUGGCACGGCCACCGAGACCCAGGCCCUUGCUGAAGGUGUAGAUCCUGCCACUCUCUGCACCAAGUACAACGCCAUUCAUCGCGAUAUCUACUCUUGGUUUAAGAUCGAUUUCGAUAUCUUUGGCCGCACCCCAACUGCCCAGCACACAGAAAUUGUCCAACAGAUCUUUACUCGUCUGUGGGAGAAUGGCUUUAUCGAAGAACGAGAAACCGAACAAGCCUACUGUCCUGCGCAUAACUCUUUCUUAGCCGAUCGUUUUGUGGAGGGUGAAUGCAGUCUGUGCCAUGCAGCGGGGGCCCGUGGAGACCAGUGCGACGCAUGUGGAAAUCUUCUUGACCCCUUAGAGCCGACCGAGGACACCAAGGCAGAGUCCGGCGAAGACCGAAAAGCCACUGGCUGGCUAGUGAAUCCUCACUGCAAACUCGACGGCGCAACCCCAGAACGACGAACAACAAAGCAUCUCUACCUCAAGUUAGAUGCACUACAACCCGAAGUCAAAUCUUGGCUCGACAACGCUGGUGAUAUCAAAGAUUGGAGCUCUAAUGCUAUAGCUAUCACACAAUCGUGGCUCAACGACGGACUGAAGCCACGGAGUAUCACAAGAGAUCUUAAAUGGGGUGUACCAGUCCCCACAGGUCUCCCCGGCUUAUCAGGGGGCGAUUACGAUGGAAAGGUUUUCUAUGUUUGGUUCGAUGCAUGCAUUGGCUAUCCCUCGAUCACCAAAUGUUAUACCGACAGAGACGACACGACAGGAAAGAAUUGGGAAAAAUGGUGGAAGAACCCGGAUAAUGUUUCCUUAUACCAGUUCAUGGGCAAGGAUAAUGUCCCAUUCCACAGCAUUAUUUUCCCAGCUUCUCAGCUCGGUACCCAAGAAAAGUGGACCCAGGUUCACAAAUUGUCCACCACGGAGUAUCUUAACUACGAAGGCGGCAAAUUCAGCAAAUCAAAGAGCGUUGGAGUAUUCGGAAACAGCGCAAAGGAUACCGGUGUACCUGUUGACGUGUGGAGAUACUACUUGCUCUCAAGACGUCCGGAAACCAGCGAUUCCGAGUUUAGUUGGCGAGAGUUUGUCGAUGCCAACAACAACGAUCUACUCAAGAAUCUUGGCAACUUCUGCAACCGUGUUGUCAAGUUUGCUCAUGCGAAGUUGAAUGCUGUGGUACCCGACUAUACCAAGUACCAGGAUUCGGACGGCUCGAUAAAACAAUUCACAGAAGAGGUCAAUGGAUUGCUUCAAACCUAUAUUUCAAACCUCAAUGCCACCAAGCUACGAGCUGGUCUUUCUACGGCUCUCAGUAUCUCGGCUGUAGGUAACAAGCUAUUGCAAGACAAUAAGCUUAGCAACCAGCUACUCACUGAAGAUCCGGAACGAUGUAACGCCGUUGUCGGUGUUGCCCUCAACCAUCUUCACCUUCUCGCAAAUAUCCUGUUCCCAUACCUUCCAGAGACCGCCGAUGGGAUCCUCCGCCAAAUCGGCGUUCAAGGUUCCGGUAAUAGCCGCUUUGCCAUUCCGGAUACUUGGACACCCAACACCAUUCCACCCGGACAGGCUCUCGGAGAACCCAAACUAUUAUUCUCUCUCAUCCCCACGGAGAAGGCUGAUGAAUGGCGUGAGGCCUUUGGAGGAGAAGAGUUGCGAAAGCAGAAGGCUAUUGAGAUGGAAAAGGCAGCAGCGAAGAAAGCCGCAAAGGAGAAGGAGAAGGAGCGCAAGAAACUCAAGAAGCAAGCCCUCGCCGCUGGUGGCGACUCGACAAAGGUGCCUACGGAAAAGCUACAGAGUCUGAACAUCACAGACGCUGCGGGCAGCAAGCCGCCCCAGGAACCAGCAAAAUAAGGGACAAAUCAGGCUUCCCGCAAAUUUCAUGCAUGGAUAUGAUGUCGUUAGUAGGGCGCUGGUAUAGAGGUUUCUGCAGAGACACCUUCAUUUGAAUUGGGGUGUAGUUAGCGUCUAGAGGUUGCGGAUGAUCUAAACAGCUACGGAUGGAAUUGGGAUUUGCAAAAUAAAAUGGAGGAUAUUGUUCAAUCUUCUGAUUCAAUGGCGUUUUGAUAUCACGCCGCUGUUCUUCUUACACAGGAAGGCUUAGAAGAUAUUGGUAUUAGGUGUUUCCGCGUUUCAUAUCAUUCUACCAACAUAGCGAAAUGAUACUACACCCUUACCAUCACAUAUGGAUUGACUUUCACCUGCUUGCCCAGG
Molecule: messenger RNA, 2456 nt
Organism: Annulohypoxylon maeteangense
Lineage: Eukaryota; Fungi; Ascomycota; Sordariomycetes; Xylariales; Hypoxylaceae
Product: methionyl-tRNA synthetase
Exons: 6
Coding region: 63-2096 (677 amino acids)
Biological process (GO): methionyl-tRNA aminoacylation
Cellular component (GO): aminoacyl-tRNA synthetase multienzyme complex; cytosol
Molecular function (GO): ATP binding; methionine-tRNA ligase activity
Source: RefSeq, a predicted model, not a curated record